Molecule: messenger RNA, 1266 nt
Organism: Ceutorhynchus assimilis (cabbage seed weevil)
Lineage: Eukaryota; Metazoa; Arthropoda; Insecta; Coleoptera; Curculionidae
Source: the annotation of a GenBank genome assembly
AUGGAUAUAGUCGAAAACAUAAUGAGUCACGUCAAUUCGGUAGACUGUCUCUUACCUGUGAUUGAAAAACCACUAAAGGAUAUGUUGGUUGUUGUACAAUUCAAGGAACUUUGGUACCGAGGUGUGGUUAUCCACGAGUGCAGGCCACAAGGCUAUGCCAUUGUCACACUAUUGGAUUAUGGCAAUAGAGAGGAAAUCGAGUGCAAUAUUCGGCAAAUGUCAGAAAUAAUGCGAAAAAUUCCCGCACAGGCUAUACGGUUCAAUAUAAACAACAAUGCACUCAUGGACGUCCCAACAUUGAAGAUUCAUCAAGAAAUAGAGGUGGCAGUUACUGAAAUAGUAAAUUGGGACAAUAACGAACCAAUUUAUAUGGUUAAUAUUAAUCGAAUCCUUGGAUCUGCUGAGAAAUUGAGACGGACUUUGAUUGAAAGCCAGCCCAAAGAGAGUGUCAGAUUUGCACCUGUUGCCAAAUGCUUCAUGAAGAUAGCUGAAUCCAGUGCUAUAAUUGCACCGGACCGCAUGCUUCGUAUUGUACACUAUAGGAAAGAUAAGCUGAUCGUGAGAACCAAUGAAUUGGCUAAUCUGACUAAAAAAGUCGUUAAACAUGUGGCAUGGAUGAAGAAAAAACAAGAGACACUUCCUUUAACAUCGCUUAGAAACAUUGACAAAACUCUGGCUUCUUUGCCACCAGCUCUUAUUGAAAUUAACUACCCACCCCUAGAGAGAGCAACAGAUGAGGGAAUUACAUUGUUGCGCUCAUUAAUCGAAAAAAAACCCAGAAUUAGAUCGAUCGAAGUUAAUGGACACAUAGACUUCACGGUAGAUGGGGAAUUAUUAUCGACAAAAAUUACCUCCCAACUUACACCACCAAAAUUAGAUGCAAUUAGUCGUAGCCACACCACAAUAAGUGAAAAUAAAAAAUCUGUACAAACUCUCUUUAGAGAUAUGCCAUUUGUAGAGCCUAAAAAGAGUCGGGCUCCCUACGCGUGUUUCUCGUACCAUGGUGCUACUCUGACCUUGGUAGAAUGGUCUCCCGAACGAAGACGUUUGAUUGAGAAAUUGACCUCUUUGGCUAUUCCAGGGGACAAUGAGCCAUUCGAACCAGUCCAGUUUGGAAUGUGCUUGGCCAUAAGGGAAGGGUUUUGGUGCAGGGCUAUGGCAACUGGUGAUGAUGAUGACAAAACAAUUGAGGUGAAGUUUGUUGACUAUGGCAACAUUGCAAAAGUUGAUAGGGCAAAUAUCAGAAAAUUACCAGAAGAAAUGUAG